UAAGAAUAAACGACGUGAGAAUCUCCAAACGCAAAAAAAUAAAAACACUGCGCUGUUCACGGGAUUCGAUCACUCGACAUACACCGCCGUGUCUUUGUCUCUGUCUCUCUUAAUUCACGGGAUUUGAUCACUCGACGACGGCGGCGCCGAUGAUGGAGGACAACUAUCUGCAGUUGUUCGUGGACGAGACCACACUGUACAAUCGAAUCGUGUUGGGAAAUCUGUUGCCUUGGAGUUGGUGGAGUCCACUUCCCCACUUCUUCCAGACUUGGCUCCGCAAUUACAUUGCCGGUUCCAUCCUCUAUCUAAUAUCCGGCCUCCUCUGGUGCUUUUAUAUUUACUACCUCAAGCGCCACGUUUAUAUCCCCAAAGAUGCCAUCCCUUCAAGAAAAGCCAUGGUUUUGCAAAUCUAUGUUGCAAUGAAGGCAAUGCCAUGGUACAGUGCUCUUCCAUCUGUUUCCGAGUACAUGGUUGAAAAUGGAUGGACAAAUUGUUACUCAAGAAUUGGCGAUGUAAGUUGGAUUGCCUACCUAGUGUAUCUAUUUAUUUAUCUUGUGCUUGUGGAGUUUGGGAUAUACUGGAUGCAUCGGGAGUUGCACGACAUAAAGCCUUUGUACAAGUAUCUGCAUGCAACCCAUCACAUAUACAACAAGCAGAAUACUCUUUCUCCAUUUGCAGGAUUAGCAUUUCAUCCAUUAGACGGCAUACUCCAGGCUGUUCCACAUGUUAUAGCACUCUUCCUUGUGCCAACCCAUUUUACGACGCACAUAGGGCUCUUAUUUCUUGAGGCCAUAUGGACAGCAAACAUUCACGACUGCAUCAAUGGAAAACUUUGGCCUGUAAUGGGUGCAGGGUAUCACACCAUUCACCACACUACAUACCGUCACAAUUACGGCCAUUACACCAUAUGGAUGGAUUGGAUGCACGGAACCCUUCGCGACCCUACUGAUGAUGCGUGUGGGAAGGAGAUGUAAUGUGGCAACAAUGCGCUUCCCUUAACUUUGAGUGUCGCAUAAUUUGUUGAUUAGGCAUGCACCUUGGUUGUACCGUCUUUGAUGUAGUCUUUUUUUGCAAAAUAAAUCAUGUUGAUUAACAGAUUUCGUUGUGGUGUUGUGUCAUGGACUAGAAAACGUUGGAAGCUAGAGGGGAGGAGCUAUUUGGUUGCUGUAAAGGGGAAGCUUUCUUUCUGUCAUUCUUUGAUUUGGCUAACUAGUUGACUGUUAAUUUGGGUGACAGACCUAAUCCACCACAAGAUCCCUAAUUUCUCCUUUAUAUAUGUAUGAAUUGUUUUUUUCC
This is a messenger RNA of Tripterygium wilfordii, 1296 nucleotides long. Its product is annotated as delta(7)-sterol-C5(6)-desaturase-like. NCBI's taxonomy places the organism in Eukaryota, Viridiplantae, Streptophyta, Magnoliopsida, Celastrales, Celastraceae. The record is from RefSeq and is a predicted model, not a curated record. Gene Ontology annotation, biological process: lipid biosynthetic process. The transcript is spliced from 3 exons. The coding region runs from base 150 to 974 and encodes 274 amino acids. Gene Ontology annotation, molecular function: iron ion binding; oxidoreductase activity.